Molecule: messenger RNA, 5027 nt
Organism: Rhopalosiphum maidis (corn leaf aphid)
Lineage: Eukaryota; Metazoa; Arthropoda; Insecta; Hemiptera; Aphididae
Product: probable nuclear hormone receptor HR3
Exons: 9
Coding region: 985-3372 (795 amino acids)
Biological process (GO): regulation of transcription by RNA polymerase II
Cellular component (GO): nucleus
Molecular function (GO): RNA polymerase II cis-regulatory region sequence-specific DNA binding; nuclear receptor activity; zinc ion binding
Source: RefSeq, a predicted model, not a curated record
UCGGCGGUUAGUUAGUGAGCGAGUGCCGUCCGACGUAUUGGUUGUGUGUGUUGCGUGCCGUACGUGCAUCGUCGCCGUCCAAAAACGUAUCGUUUUCGCGUGUGCGUAAUAUACUCGAUUUUAUCGAUAUACGCGCGUAUCAUAUUAUCGCCGGCACCGCGUAACCUUUCUUUUUUUUACGAUAUUGUUGUAAUCGCGAAUUAUUAUAAUUUUUUUUUUCGCACAUAAAAUAAUAAAUAUUUAUUGUUAUUAUUGCAAUAUUAUAUUAUUAUUAUAUAUACAUAGUAGUAUAUCAUAUACGAUUGUAUUAUUGCCGUACAACAGAGCACACGCUCGCGACUCGUAAUAUUGCACUGCACGUCGCACCGCGUUUCGAUUGGUGGUGUAUGUAAUAAUACGCGCGGUGUUUUUGCGUAGUCCCGUCGUAACCUUUCGCCGUCAUUCGCACGUCCCGGACGGAUCCGCAGCAGUGCCACAUUAUUAUUAUGCAGUUGGCGCCGCCGCGCGCACGAUAACGCGCCGGCAGAUAACGGCGGAAAACCUUCUGAUAUUAUAGUGUCGCGGGGUAGCGAUAAUAUACGCGACUAUAUCGUAUGGUAAUUGGUAACAUCACAGUUAAAUUAUAAUAAUAACGAUAACUGACGGCGGUCGCUGCCGUUGGACGACGCGGAAAGACGACGGUACGCGUGAGGAUUGGCGGACGAUGACCACCGCCGUGGACAACACAGACGAAGACGAUCGUCGUUCGGCGCACCACCGGCAGUGAGGUGUUUCUCCGACUGUAUAUACCACAUCGGUAUAUAAUAUAUAAUAGCGGCGAUAUCGCGUACGACAGACCAUCAUCGACACCCCGACAGCGUUGUCUGGAAAACCGUACGCAAUUCAGAUGUCGACGGACUUUGCGUAGGUGAUGUCAAACGACACAUGAUCGACAGUCGCAAUCGACCGCGACAACCACAGCGAUUGUCAACGACGGCAUAAUAAAUGUCUUCGUCGUCGCCCAUAUCGUCUUCUUCGCCUUCGCCGUCUCCGUAUUACCACCACCAGCAGCAACAGCAACAGCAGCAACAGCAACAAUAUAACAACCACCAUCAGCAGCAACUCCAACACCACCUGCAGCAACAGCACCUGCACGCAAGCGGCGCGUCCGCGGCCGCCAACGCGGCUGUCAAUUGUAUUCUGCUGUCGCCGUCAGCGGGUUCCGGCGUGACGGCCGUCGGACUGUCCCCGUCACAGGGUUCCGGCGGCGGUAUCGUUGAAGACAUGCAGCAGCAGUCUUCGACGGUAGCGAGCGCCGUAGCGGCCACGACUACGUCGCUGCUGCAGCAGUGCUGUUCGCCGCCGCCAGCGUCGGGCACGUCUUCAGUGUUGAGAAAAGCUCAAAUCGAGAUCAUACCGUGUAAAGUGUGCGGCGACAAGUCCAGCGGCGUCCACUACGGCGUGAUCACGUGCGAGGGCUGCAAGGGAUUCUUCCGGCGGUCGCAAUCGUCCGUGGUCAACUAUCAGUGCCCGCGCAACAAGAAUUGCGUGGUGGACCGCGUAAACAGAAACCGGUGCCAGUACUGCCGGCUCCAGAAAUGCCUGCGGCUGGGCAUGUCCCGUGACGCGGUGAAAUUUGGGCGCAUGAGCAAGAAGCAGCGGGAGAAGGUCGAAGACGAAGUGCGUUUCCACAGAGCGCAGAUGCGUUCGUCAGCAGCUGCUGCAGCCGCGGCUGCUGCUGCAGCGGUGGCCGCACAGACCACAGCCAUCGACUGCUGUUCGACCACGACCGGCGGUGGCAACGGCGGUACCGCAGCCGUGGCCGCUGAUUCGUCAGUGUUCGACCACGACCAGCAUGGGCAGCAACACGGACACGGGCAACAGCAACAGCAGCAGAUGCCCUCCAGCACUGCCGACCACGGGCUACGCCUACACCAAUUACACAGCGGAGGAGGGCAUCUCUCGCAACACCAUCAUCAGCAGCAGCAGCAGCAGCAACAACAACAACAACAGCAGCAACUACAGCAACAACAACAGCAACAACAGCACCAGCAACACCAGCUCCAUGGUCAGCAGCAACAGUUCAACAUCAACAGCAAUGUUCAACAGGCUUACGCAGCAGCUGCAGCAGCAGCCGCCGCAGCAGCAGCAGCCGCUGCGGCCGGCGGUGGUGUCAACGGAGCCAACGGAGGCACAGGAGUCGGAUAUGGAGGCAGCGGAUACAACAGCAGCAGUGGAACAAACGCAGCCGCAGCAGCCGCAUCGCUAGUGGUGGACACGUUCGCGGCGUACGCGGCUGCGGCCACCUCGUCAGCGGUGCAGUCAGGGGCUAACGGUUCCGUGCCGCCCCCAUACGACACGGCGGCAACAAGCAGCAACUACGUGGCGGACAGCACGACACCGGCAGCGUCAAGCACGACGCCGUCGACGGCCGCGGCCACAUCCACUUACGGCGGUGACAUGGAAGUGUCGUCGGUGGCGGCUGUCGCUUCCGGAGCACAAGACAACUUAAUGGCCGGCGUUUCCGGUUCUACGGCUGCGGUUUCUUCCGCAGCAGACGCCGUCCAAAUCAGCGAGCUGCUGAGCAAGACCAUAGCAGAUGCGCACGCCCGCACGUGUUUCUACACGCUCGACCAGAUACACGACGGCAUGUACCGAACCGCCACCAUGGCCGCGGCCAAUAAGGCGACGGCCGACAAAUUGAUAAUGUACAAAACCAUGCCUCACGAGGAGCUGUGGUUGGAGUGCGCGCAAAAACUAACGUCCGUCAUCCAGCAGAUUAUUGAGUUUGCCAAAAUGGUGCCCGGAUUUAUGAAACUAUCGCAAGACGAUCAGAUCGUACUACUCAAAGCGGGAAGUUUCGAGUUAGCAGUGCUGAGGAUGUCCAGACACUAUGACCUACACCGGGACUGCGUCUACUACGCAGACGCCCUAUUGCCGGCCGACGCGUUUUACACGCAAGACGCAGUUGAAAAGAAACUGGUCUCGUUGGCUUUUGAAGUGAGCCGCUCCGUUGCCUCGUUGAAACUUACUGAAACCGAGCUGGCCUUAUACUCUGCCGUCGUAUUGCUGUCGCCAGAUCGGCAAGGCUUGAAAGGCACUGUGGAAAUUGGUCGUCUUAGACAGGCCAUUCUGCGUGCACUACGUAUGGAACUCGAUCAUAGAACCGCGGGUGGCAAAAAUACAACCUCUGUUGAUCUACAACACCAGCAGCAGCAUCACCAACAGCAGCAACAGCAGAAUCAAGUGUGCGAUGCUCUUAUACAAAAGAUUCCGAUACUUAGGCAACUGGGAAUGCUGCACAUGGAAGCGUUAGCCAAGUUGCGUCGUACGGUUCCACACUUGGAAUUCCCGGCUCUGCACAAGGAACUUUUCUCGGUCGACGGCAGUUGAUCUGAGGAGGAAGGCUACGACGACGACGACGACGAUGAUGGCGGCGGCGGCGGCGACGGUAGCGGCGGCGGUGGUGGCAGAAGCGGUGGUAGCGACGGUGGUGACGGUGGUGACGACUCCUCUGCGAAAGACUCGUCUAUGAUCGUUAUCGCGUCGGUGAUCUCUUUGGCUGGUGGACUGCAAUGAAAGCAGUAGCAGCAAUGAGCAAAGUUGUCGCAGACGGGCUGUGUAACAUAUUAUAUUAUAUUAUUAGUAUAUUAUAUUUUAAUAUAAAAAUAAAACAUAAAACGAAAAAAAAAUUCGCGAAAUCUCUCGAGAUCACACACCGCUGUUACAUAUAUAUUAUUUUAUAUUAUAUUAUAUUAUUAUGUAUAGUGUUGUUUUGUUACAAGGUAGUGUCCCAUAUUAUAUAUCGCGUGUUUAUGUAAUAGAAUAUUGAUAUUAUUAUUAUUAUUAUUACUAUUAUUACUGUUGUUGUUGUAUAGUAUUUUUUUAUAUAUAUACGGGACAUAAAUCCCCAGGUAUGGCGUAAUGAAUAGGUAUAAUAAUUAAACACAAUAAUUAUGUUUGUAUGAAUUUUUUCCCGUUCUCAAGGAUAAGGACAUUGCUUGUAAGAAUGAUUUCCGUAGCGGGAGGAGAUCGCGAGCGUGUGUAUGUAUAUAUAUGUGUGUGUGUGUUUGGUGUAUAUUGAAGAAGAGAGCUUAUUUUCGUUGCAUUCGUUUUGUGUUUGUGUACGUGUGUGAGUGGACGAACGAUUUCGUUGUUUUCUGUUGUCUGUUAAUCUUCGGAUCGAGCGUUUGUUUGUUUUGGUACGACUACGUUAAUCGUAGUCGACGACGAUCCUACACGUAUUGCACACGUCGCGUUCACACGUUAUAUAAUAAUAGUAUAUAAAUCGAUGAAGUGAAGUGUACACAAUAUCAUAAUAUUACCGCGCGGAAUAUUUGUAACGCCGUUUGUCGCGGCGUAUAGCGGUGAUUAUUGUUUAUCAUAUUGUUUAUUGUUUUUUUGGGGAAGAGAAAAAAUUAAUUAAAUAAUUUCGUUUUCGGUCAGCACACCUACCGCGCGCGUUGCACUUUUUUCAUCAUUGUCGUCUUUGUAAAUAACAAUAAUAAUAAAAAUAGUAUUUAGUGCGGUUCGUGUGCGCCGCUGUACAACACCCAUAUAAUAUACUAAUUAUAUAAUAAUAUUAUUAUGAUUAGAAUACGUUUAUUAUAAAUUAUAUAAUAUAUUAUACUGAAGUCGUGUUGAAGAAAUGGGGGAAAAAAUAGUGCCGGCGGCCGAGCAGAGUUUAUUCAUCAUUAUUGUUUACUUUUUUUUUUCAUUCGAAAACGCGUACAUUUUAUCGAUGUAAUUUAUGCGGAAAACCGAGGAAAACAAUUAAUUAAUAGAAAUUCACUGUACACACUCGUCACGUCAAAUUUUUAUUGUAUUAUACUUGUACACACAUACACACAUAUACACACACUUGUAUAUAGCUGUCGCUAUCGUACUCAUACACAGACUACUGAUAUCGAAUAAAUUCCGUGCGCGAUAUAAUAAUUAAUAUUAUUAUUAUAUAUCAUAUUUUGUACACGUCGUUUAGGUACGAUAUUUUAUAGAUAUUAUUAUACUGCCUAUUAUUACGCGUAUAAUAUUAUUACGUUGUGUAGAUA